Messenger RNA from Astrephomene gubernaculifera, 2890 nucleotides. NCBI's taxonomy places the organism in Eukaryota, Viridiplantae, Chlorophyta, Chlorophyceae, Chlamydomonadales, Astrephomenaceae. The record is from the annotation of a GenBank genome assembly.
CCGUGGGUCAGCGGCCACACAUCGCCAUCGUGAGCUACGACCUGGCAGCCAAGAUACCCAAGGAGUAUGCGGCAAGGUACCGUUCCAUCAUCUGCGAUGAGAGCCACAUGCUCAAGAGCCGCUCCACCGCUCGCUACCGGGGGCUGGCCCCGCUGGUGCGGCGGGCGGCGCGGGCGCUGCUGUGCACCGGCACCCCGCUGCUGAACAGACCCAUCGAGAUAUGGCCGCAGGUGGACCUGCUGCGCCCCGGGCUGCUGGGCAGCUUCGACUCGUUCGGGGAGCGGUACUGCCUGUCACCACAGGCGCAUGCGGCAAGGCAACUGCAGCAGCAGCAGAAAGGAGGUCGCGGCGGCUACCCCCACCCCGGCCGCCCCCCCUACCCCGCCCCCUUCCCCGGCAGCGAGUACCGCGGCGCCGCCUGCCUGGGUGAGCUGCGGGCGGUGCUGGCGGAGUGCGUGAUGACGCGGAGGAGCAAGCGGCAGGUGCUGGCGGACCUGCCGCCCAAGAUACGCACCAAGGUGCCCCUGCAGCCCUGCGACGACGACCUGCGCCCCGUGACGGUCGCACUGCGGGAGCUGGCGGGGGUGAUGGCGGCGGAGGCGCGGGGGCAGCUGACAGGCAGGCAGGCGGAGGUGGAGAGGCAGAGGGCCUGGACCGCCGCCUACCGCGCCACGGGCCCCGCCAAGUGCGCCGAGGCAGCGGCCUUCAUCGACCGCCUGCUGCAGAUCGACAAGGCGGGCCCAGGGGAGGACGACACGGAGACCGCCGCUGCGGCCCUGGACGAGGCAGCGGCAGCUGGAGGUGCUGGGGGUGGUGAGGGAGGUGGUGGUGCUGCUGAUGGGGAGCAGGAGCAUGAGGAGCAAGAGGAGGGCGAGGGCGGUGGUGGCCCGCCCAAGCUGCUGGUGUUCGCGCACCACCAGGAGGUGCUGGACAGGCUGGGGACGCACCUGAGACUGUCGCGUGUGCCCUUCAUCCGCAUCGACGGCCAGGUGCCCCCCCCUCAGCGUCAGAAGGCGGUCGCCUCCUUCCAGCGCACCGGCCCCCGCACCCCCCGCGUGGCGCUGCUGGCGCUGCAUGCGGCGGGGGCGGGGCUGACGCUCACGGCGGCAUCGGUUGUUGUGUUUGUGGAGUUGGACCAGGCCCCCGCGCUGCUGGCUCAGGCGGAGGACCGGGCGCACCGGGUGGGGCAGGCGGGGCACGUGCACGUGUACUACCUCAUGGGGAAAGGCACCCUGGACGAGCGCAUCUGGGCCAUGUUGGAGCGCAAGCGCUUCGCAAUGGGGGCGGCGCUGGAUGCCGGGGAGGAGGAAGUACGGCAGCAGGAAGGGGAGGAGGAGGAGGACGAGCAGGGCGGACGUCGUCGUACGGCAGAUGCGGAUGAGGACCUUGUAAACGCGGCGGCGUUCCGAGGGGAUGAUGUACCUCACCGGCAGUACGGAGGAGGGGCGUACGGAGGAGGCGAAGAGGAGGAGCAGUACGGCACUGGAGCUGCUGCUGCUGGCGGCGGCGGUGCUAGCGGCAGUGGCGCUGGGGUUGCCGCAGCACCUGCUUUCGACUGGAUGCCCGUACCUAAGAAGUCCCCUGCACCACCGCCCCAGGCAGCUGCUGCAACACCGCCGCGGCGGGCAGCAGCGGCAGCAACAGGGGCCGCUGCCUCCCCGCCUGCUGCCGUUGCGACGCCGCAACGAAGCUCCCGGCGGCAACUGCCCGCAUCCCGAACACAGCAUCCGCACUCGCAGCAACAGCAGCAGUCUCCGCUGCCCCAGCCGCCGCCUCCUCCCCCCGCUGCGACAGCCGCCCCGCACCUUCCGCCCCAGGUGUGGCCCUGGGAGGAGCACUGGAGCGGGGUGCACCAGGACGACACAGCGGCAGCGGGGGCGGGGGAGGCGGCAGCAGGAGGGGGGGCGGCAGGGGCGGCAGCGGGGGCAGCGGAGGGGAGAGGGAAGGGGCGAAGGGAGGAGGCCGCGGGAGGAACAGCAGCAGCGGUAGGUGGGUCUCAGCAGCAGGGGAAGCGGGGGCACGCGGGCGAGGAGAGGGAGGAGGAGAGGGAGGAGGGCGAUGUGUGGGAGGUGGCGGAGGUGGUGGGGGGCAGCCAGCACAACAGCAGCAACCGCUCGGGAGGAGGAGGAGGUAGCAGGGGAGGAAGAGCAGGAGGAGGAAGUUCGAGUCCGAUGAUGGACCUGACGCAGGGGUCUGAUGGUGAGGAAGAGGAGGAGGGUGCGGGCAGAGGACCGACGGUAAAGCGGCGUAGGCGGGUUGAGGGUGCAGCAACAGGAGGAGGAGGAGGAGGUGGUGCGGGCAGCAGCAGCGGGACUGGGGCGGCGUCUGGGUGCGGCGGCAGUGGGGGAUCCCGCAGACGCGGCAGUGGGGGCCCGGGUGUGAAGAUGGAGGCGAUUGAAAUCGAGUAGCGUUCGUUUGUGGAAGUGGUUGGGGUCCUUGAUCAGUUGGGUUUGUUGACCUGAUUGUUGUGUACGACUUACUGGGUGGCGCUUGGCCGGGCUGGCAGGGGUAUGUUUCCUCGAAUAACGCAUCUGGUGUACUUAGCGACAAACAUUGGCGAGCGGUUGGCCAUGAAACCACGAAACAUAUGACUAUUGUUGUUGUCAUUGGCUGAAUUGCAUUGCAUUGCAAUGGAGAAGCGCGCCUGCAAACCUCGGUAAAGGGCGGCGUUGCUUGAUCCGUUGUCCUCACUUCCCGAAGGGCCAUGCUAGCGUUGCCAACAUGUGAUGCUGUAUGGAAGUUUAUGCGCAGCCUCAGUCGCUCAAGCGAGCUGACACCUUCGCGCAGCUUCCUGUCGUAUAUGGGGGACAACGGUAAACGGAAUGCAAAGUAUCGCCAUUGAGCACAGGCAGCCGCUGGACAGUUUGCGUAGUGUAAAUGCAGGCAGGGC